UCCGAGGGGUCAGGGGACAAAAAGUCGUCUGAAAAGUUUCACACACAGAAAAACGCCUGAAAAAGACAAUUUUCGGCGGUUUUGGAGUACUGUUUUCUGUCAGCAAAGAUGUGCCUGUCGUGUGGGGACGGCGUGAGACUGAUCCCGCUGCUGUGGAUGCUCACUAUGCCCAUGUACGGGUCGUUUUUGGGUCCGGAGCCGGUCCUAAGGUUGUCCCUCAUGCUGAUGCUUCAUGCAGCAGUCGGGGCGGCGCUACCAAUCGGACUGUCCUUCAUAGCGCCGUACGUACAAGUCGGCGCGCUGGUGUUGGUUCUCUCGCUGCCCGUGAACCUGAUGCCGUACGCGCUCGUCUGGCUGUACGACAAGCUGCUACUCGUCUCCGAGCCCGCGCUUCUGCUCGUGGAGGCCGCGGAGGUCGUGAGGAUGACCUUGAGAUGCAGCGAACUGGCACUGCAACACAUCGAGGAACGUCCAGUUUUCAUUAAGACCCUGAUCCUUGCUGUGAGUGCUGUCUCCUAUGUCAUCAGUGCUGUCCUAGCUGCUGUCCUGUACAGCCGAGACAGCUCCACAUUAAACUGGUUGUUACUGGUGAUGCUGGUAGCUGCUGUUGGUCUGGCUGUUCUCACCUACAUUGUGGAUGAAGGUGUGAUCUCCAACGCAGCUGUGGUGACCAUGGCAGGCUUCGUCAUGCUGUGGCUCAUGGAUCAGGAGCUCGCCCUAGCAGCUAACCCCAGAACUGCACCUGAUGAGUGGGCAGGGGCAUCGUGGGGAGACUACUCAUAUCUGCAGGUCCUCUUGUCUCUGGCUGGGUCAACUAUGGCAAAGGCUUUUAGUGGCCAGAAGGAGACAGACUGGUCCAGCCUGCAGGAGGAGGAUGCUGAGGGUUCUCCCAGCUCCAUCAGUGCCUGGACAUCUCCUCUGGCGGUAAAACUGUCCAUCAUCCUGGUUUACACACAGCUGGUGGUGCACAGCAUACAGAUGGGCAGCACCGGGUCUCACACCGCAGUUACGGACCCAGGGUCUCACACCGCAGUUAUGGACCCAGGGUCGCACAGCGCGGUUUGGCAGGGGCUAGGGCUGAUGAGAGUUCUACAGAUUGGGGCACUGGUUGGGAUUUAUUUACAAAGACUCUACAGCUCGGAGGACGGCCCUGACUUCUGA
Branchiostoma belcheri (Belcher's lancelet) is the source of this 1161-nucleotide messenger RNA. RefSeq lists its product as uncharacterized. The coding region runs from base 109 to 1161 and encodes 350 amino acids. NCBI's taxonomy places the organism in Eukaryota, Metazoa, Chordata, Leptocardii, Amphioxiformes, Branchiostomatidae. The transcript is spliced from 8 exons. The record is from RefSeq and is a predicted model, not a curated record.